AGUGCAACCGCGGACCGCGUGCUGCAGCGAGCGGUCAGCGGACGGCGCGUGGUGCAGUGGCGUCGACAGGAGCCCACCUGUGUCUGUGUUCUGGUGUUCAGGGGUGACGUGAGGCUCAAUACUCCGUGCAGUGAGUGUCGCGUGUGCAGCCGUGUGAUAAUUUCCUGGACAGCACGCGAGGCGUCCAUAGCGAGGACGGGCGAAACAAUGCAGCGAAUGUGAUGAUGGCUCUGAAAACUUUGCCGAUGUGUAAUGUGUGAGCAUGAGCAGUGCAAGCCACCUGCGUUUCUCACUAAUGGAGAACCACAUAUGAGACACCCGGCUCUGCAAAGUGUGAUGAAGUCAGCGAAAACUGGCAUGUCUCCGUUGCGACAGGCGAUGCGGUGACGCUUUAGAGGUGCGGCGUGCGACAAUCGCCGAGCGACGGCCUGCUAGACACCACCACUGAGCGACAGACAGUCGCCGCGCUGCGCGACAAUCGCUGGGCGACUGCCGCUGUCCUACAGUCGCCGCGCUGGGUGCCAGCUUCGCCGUGCGACAGUCGCUGCGCUGGGCGAUAGUCGCCGCUGCCGCGCGACAGUUGCCGUGCGACUACGGCCGCGCCGUGCGACAGCCGGUGGGUGCUCACGAAUCAGCUUCGCGGGACCGUAUCCACCAGAUCAAUUCUGCUAUCUAAUCAGAGUGCGGCUGGCGGCCGGAUGGUGGCGGCCGGAUGGCGGUGCCCCCAGCUUAGGUCGAUGUGGGCCAGUGUAGUGAGGUCGCCCGUGGUGUCCUCAGUGUCGGUUAACAGCCAGAGCUGUUUGGGGAGAACUGAAAGCCGGUUACUGGUCAGAAGACAGGGAGUGUGCCUAAUGAGAAACAAGUGUUAGUGACGGACUCGAUUAGCUAAUCUAUACGUGAUUUGGCCGUAUGCUCAGUGAUCAGUUACGAGCAUUCGCUAAGUUGAGCGAUCAAAGUGAAAAACGCACUGCUGAUCGAAAGCGUUCCAAAUGAAGGCAGUGAUACGCUUGACAACACUGUAUGGAGUGAGAACCUGAACCGUGAUGGUUGCGUCAGCAUAACUUUCAAUUUAUGGCCAUAUGUGCGAAUUAAUUAAAGCGAACUGAAAGCAGACAAGGGACAUCUGCAAUAGCAGCAUUAACAUUACUUCUGUGGACCAGUGCUGCCGACACAAUCCCGUGGCAUUUCAUUGGAAACUUCCUUUUAGCGCUCCCCCAGAGCAGGUUGGUGGCUGAGAGGAGGUCUCGGGAGCGCACUGAACCGCCGGCCAGCAUGGAGCUCAACUUUGUCACCCAGCGCGUGAUGGCGCUCUGCUUCCCGCCGGGAGUAGACGCUGAUACGUACCGGGCCAACCUGCGAGAGGUCGCGCAGAUGCUGCACAACAAGCACGGCCACAACUACAUGAUCUUCAACCUGUCGGAGCGGCGUCAGGAGCUCUGCGAGCUCAACCGACGAGUAUCCGAGUUCGGCUGGCCCGAGACACUGGCGCCGCCGCUCGACAGGCUCUGCUCCAUCUGUAAAUCCAUCGACAACUGGACCUCGGACGACCCCAACAACGUGGCCGUGCUGCACUCGCGCGGCGCCGACGGCAGUAGGGAUAGCGGCGGCUGGGACCGGAUCGGCGUGGUGGUCAGCGCGUACAUCCACUACUCCAACAUCUGCAGUCCCGACCAGGCGCUCGACAGGUUCGCCAUGAAGAAGUUCUUCGACGACAAGAUCCGACGGCUAGACCACCCGAGCCAAAAACGGUACGUCAACUACUUCGCUGGCCUGCUGUCGGGUCGGAUCCAAAUCAACAGCGCACCACUGAGCCUGCACCACCUGGUGCUGGUGGGCGCGCCUCAGCUACGGCCAGGCGGGGGAUGUAGGGUGUUCGUACGCCUGUACCAGGGCAUGGUGCCCCUCUGGACGUCCGGGGUGUACACUGUGGACGACCGCGCCAAGUACACCGUCAUCAGUCCUGAGGUUGUACUCCAGCUGCGGGGCGACAUCCUCAUCAAGUGCUACCACUGCGAGUCGCCCUCCGAGCGACAGGUGGUCUUCAGAGUGCAGUUCCACACGUGUGCCGUCUCCGACGACGUCCUCAGCUUCCCCCGACAGGAUCUGGACGACGCCUGCGACGACAUGCGAUUCCCGCUGGACGGCGGUGUGGAGCUGCACUUCUCCCCCACCAGUCUGGGCCAGGACCAGGUGGCGGCUCCGGUACAUCUGGACCGCACCCCGGACCCGGUCCAGCGGUGGGACAGCUACGUCGAGCUCCGGACGGGACCCGCCGACCUGCCAGACGCGGCCGAGCCGCCGGCACACACGGAGGGUCCGCUGGACGGCUCGCUCUACGCGACCGUCGCCAAGAAGCCCGUCAGUCCGAGGAGUGCCGCCGCCGCCGCCGCCGCCGACAGCCAUGAACUGCACACGGUGUCUAUGGACUCUGGUAUCUCCAGUGGAGGUAGAGAGAGACUAAGCGGCGGCAGCAGUCACUCGCCGUCAGGCCCGCACUCGGCCGGUUCGGCGCGCUCGGCGCCCUGUGAUAGCAGUCCGUUGGUGAGUGCCGAUACCUCUGCCUCCGCGCGCCUCUGUCGGUCGUCAGUGGAAGCGCCACCGCCGCCGCGAGUGACCAAACAGCCGUCCGUGGACGCUACACAGCUGGACGAGCUGCUCAGUGGACUGUUGGAGAACUGCUCCAACAUACCCGACUUGCGCCCGUGCCAGACGCCCGCGCCCGAUUUAGACACGAUUCAGACGCCGACGUUCGCGUCUGCGCCGGUGGCCAGUGUCAGUGAGCAGCGCGCGACGUCGCGAGGACGGACGGUGAGCUCCAGAGACGCGGACACCAGUGUGAGCUCCGGGUACGGUUCGCAGCAGCAGUCGCCACCCAACCCGCCCCCGCACGCAGCAGACAUGGUGCACUACAACGGCUACAAGUCCGACUCGGCCUUUUCCGAGUCGUUCAGUGCCAAAGCCGAGGAGGAGAUUCCGUACCACGCGCGUGCCGACAGCAAGCCGUUCUCGUACGCUAACUUUGCAUCCUCGUCGCGCCGCAGUCCAAGUCCGUCCGCCGAGCCUCCGCGCCGCUCUGAGAGCGCCAGUCGAGAGACGACUCGAGCCGCGCUCGAGUCGCCGCGACUCGUGCGCAAACUGCUCGGCGGUGGUGGCUCGAGUGGCGGCUCGAAUGGCAUCUCGAGCGGGAUCUCGAGCGGCGUCUCGAGCGCACCCUCGCAGCCGGCCGGCCGGAAGGCGCCGCCGUCUCCAAGUCUGCCUAGGAAAACCUACACCAACGGCUCCACCUCAAGGAGCACGGUGACUGAGUCGUUCUCGAAGACGACGAAUGGUAGCGGGGUCAGUGGUGGCCUCACCAGGCCAACUGCGAAGGCCACUGACACGCUGCAAUCUCACCGCAGCUUCGCGUCGGACAGCGCCCCGUCCCACCGCAGCUACAACACGGACACGAUGAAAUCCUACAACACCGACACCAUCAAGUCGUACAACACCGACACUCUGCGCAGUAACGCCUCCUUCAAUACAGACACCUUCAAGUCCAACCGCUCCUACGACUGGGAGAGCUCCAUCCGGUCCAAGACCUCACCAGCUCCGGCACCGGCCCCUGCCCCUGCGCCCGCCCCUGCGCCCGCUCCCGCUCCCGCCGCGUCUCGCGCUGUGGAACCGUUCCGUCGCGCACCACCGCCCGCACCACGAGACAUCGACAUCAACCUGAACGACCCCAACGCCAAGGUGGUCACCACCUACGACCAGAACACCAACUCGAUGACGACGGUGUCGACCCAGUCGUUUGAUGUGCCGAGCAGCCCCAACCCGACGCGUCGGAUCGUCGAGACGACCAAACGCUACAUGGUCGACGACGACGAGCGCAGCGGUCAGACGGGCGUCACCAAGAUGGAGGAGACCAUCCGAGAGUUCGUCAUCGAGGAUCUGCCGGACGGACCCGGUUCAGCCGGCAACAUCACCUGGCUGCAGAAGCAGCAGCAGAAGCUACGGGACCGGCAACAGGCGCGCAUCAGGAGUGAGCGUGAGCCGAAGGAGGCGCGUGUUCUGCACGAGCUGCGUCAGCGGCAGGGUGGUCUGGAGGACGGUUACACAUCCGACACCACCCUCUGGACGGACACAUCACGUGAGACGAGUCCGGCGCACAUGGCGCCGCUGCACGUCAACACGAGCGGCGUCAAGACGGGCAGCUCUGCGCCGGUAUCGCCGCAGCUGGCCGCGCGCAGCGUCAGCCGCGAACGGAGCACGGCGAGCUCCUUCAGGAGUAACCAGUACGGCAGCGUGCAGCGGCCACUGGCCAGGCACCGCUCCGAGACCGCCUACGACCGACAGAGACCCCACGUGCAGGUGCUCAGGGGCGAUCAGAGAAAAAUCAGCGACUCUGACCUGACGCACCUAACGAAGACGACUCAGUACAGCCAGUACUCCUCCACCCCCGUUCGCGAUCGAGAAGGUCUUCUCACCACCGUGAAUGGCCAAAGUGGUCUGACUAAAUUAGAAGAACUAACAUACCGGUUGAAGGUCGUUAAUUUACGCAACCCUCGCACACAUCAGGUGAGGGACCCAUCUGAGCCGAGACCGGAGACGCCGGCGUUCCCGAACCCGCCGAGAACGCCCUACCAGGACCAGUCGCAGACUUUGCCGCCCAAGAGCCCCACCAGCCAGCGAAAACUGCUGACGGUCACCCAGACGACUAAAACGUACACACGAACGCCCUAUCAGGUGCCGGGGCCGGUCAGGGAGCGCUCGCCGUCCCCCGGAGUGCACCAGGUGCACUUUGAGCAGUCGGCCGCGCUCGAGUCGUCGCCGCCGGGCGGUCUCGGUCGCAGUCGCCAGUCGUCAGUCAGCUCCGACACGGAGGUCAUUUCGGCGCACCCGACCUUCGUGCGCGACAACAGCCGGUGGUGGUACAAGCCGUCCAUCAGCAGAGAACAGGCCAUCUCCCUUCUGCGGGACAAGGCGCCUGGAUCGUUCAUCAUCCGCGACUCCAACUCGUUCCCGGGCGCGUUCGGUCUCGCGCUCAAGGUGGAGUCUCCGCCCGCCAGCGCGCCCUCGCGCGGCGGCGACCCGGCCAGCGAGCUGGUGCGACACUUCCUCAUCGAAACCACCAACAAAGGCGUGCGCCUGAAGGGAUGUCCGAACGAGCCGACGUUUGGCUCGCUGUCUGCGCUGGUGUACCAGCACAGCAUCACCCAGCUGGACCUGCCGUGCAAGCUGACACUGCCGGAGGCGGACCUGGGCAUGGAGGACGCAGUGGACUCGGCACCGGCGGCGGCGCAGAAACACCGCGCGCUGCUCGACACCGGCGCUGCCUGCAGCGUUCUGUACCUCUGGUCGUGCGACACGGAGGCACUGACGGGCCCGCAGGCGGUGCGCCGCGCCACCACCGAGCUGCUGAAGAAGCAGCCGCUGCCCGAGGGCGUCGUGGUGCACUUCAAGGUCUCCCACCAGGGUAUCACGCUCACCGACAGCCUUCGCAAACAGUUCUUCAGGCGGCACUACAACACGGCCCUGGUGUCCCACUGCAGUCUGGAUCCGGAGGACCGGCGCUGGACCCAGCGCGGUGACGACGGACAGCCCGUGGGAUCCCUGCGGAUAUUCGGGUUCGUGGCCAAGAAGGGUCCGUCCAGUGGCAACAACCAGUGCCACUUGUUCGCCGAGUAUGACGCCGACCAGCCGGCCUCCGCCAUCGUCAACUUCGUCACCAACGUCAUGAUGGCCGGCUCGUACGGCGGCGCGCGUAACAUGCUGUGACGUCAUCGGUGGACUGAUGACGCAACUGGAGGCGCCGUGCCAUCGUGCGAUGCGCGGUAACCCGCAAUGUGCGCCCAAAGAAACGGGAUGAGAUUGGAAACUGGGUGAGAUAGAGUGGAGAGGGAGAGUUUGAGAGAGAGAGAGAGAGAGAGAGAGAGAGAGAGAGAGCCUGCGCCGUGUCGCGCUCUGGAGCUUGUCUGCGCGCGGGCUACUGGCCGGCCUGAUCGUCCUUGUUGCCAUACGCCAUCACACGUAGCUGUAUUUAAUGGAUAGUGCCACGUAGAGCUCGAGGCGGCCGGCGGGCGGCACAAAGACAGGGCGAGGCCGGCCGUCGGCGCGCGUAAUUCACUAAUGGCGCGCCUGCGCAGGCCGCCGGCCCACUCAUAGUUUUCUACUGACUGCCCGGGCCGUCGGGGGCGCCGCCGCCGCCCCGCCCCGUGUACAUAGGCUCUUCAUGUGAUGAGGCGGUCCGCGGUCGAAACUGCGGACUGAGAGUGAGUGACGGAUGUGCUCGCCUAACCUGCCUAUAUUGUGCUGCGCCCUCUACUGGCGUCGGAAUAAACCAACUAGCGCCUA
This is a messenger RNA of Amphibalanus amphitrite, 6330 nucleotides long. RefSeq names its product tensin-1-like. Lineage: Eukaryota; Metazoa; Arthropoda; Thecostraca; Balanomorpha; Balanidae. The transcript is spliced from 20 exons. The record is from RefSeq and is a predicted model, not a curated record. Bases 1273 to 5754 code for a protein of 1493 amino acids. Gene Ontology annotation, molecular function: protein binding.